CUCGAUCUAUCCCCCCACAGUCUCGUAGCAUGUAUGCACGAUGCAACAUGGAAAAUUACACAGUUGCUAACAAAACGGCUACUGUAAUCCAAUCUCCUGAAGCUUUCACACGCAACAUGCAUUCGCUCGUUCUAGACAGAAUAUUGGGGAAAAUACGCCCACUAGAGUUCAGCACCGUGCUCACGGAAGCCCACUAUACCAACCUUACACACACAAACAACCCAGAAUUCCCAGUGCUGUCGCACCUCGGCGCUAUCAACACCCUCUCGCUUGAACGCCUAGAGAACCGGUUUCUCCUCAGCGGCGGGGCAGAUGCGGUAAUUAAGAUCUGGGAUACCCGUAGCUGUGAUCCUGUGAACUCCCCGUAUGACAGUGACAAGGUGGUGACAGUGGCUCUGAUUCCAAAGAAGGUGGCGCACACAUUUGGGGUGUCCUGCGUAAAGUGGUGGCCCUUUGACAACGAGAUGUUUGUAUCUUCUUCGUUCGACCAUACAGUAAAGAUCUGGGAUACCAACAGCAUGGAGGCGGUACACGCGUUUGAUCUAGAACACCGAUUGUACCACAUGGACCUCUCAUCCACCGGCCAGCAGACACUCGUAGCCACCGCCAGCGAUUUCCCCCUAAUUCGACUCCUCGACUUGCGAACAACUUCUGCCUCCCACACGCUUCCAGGGCAUAGAGGUAAGGUUCUAGCGGUGAAAUGGUCACCCACGGAUCCUAAUAUCCUCGUGUCUGGAGGCUCGGACGGAGAGUUAAAGCUCUGGGACAUCCGGCGAAGCAACUGCUGUGUAUGUCGCUUCGACAUGUAUCGUACCAGUGAGACCCAUCCUAUCGCCCCUACAGACAACCGAAUAAGGUCUGAAAAUGAGGGGAGAGCCGUGAAAGCGCACCUGGGCCCGUUGAACGGCAUCGUGUGGAUAGAUAACGGGGCUGGGAUUAUAACCACUGGUAACGACGAGAAGGUACGGGUGUGGGAUCUCGAGCCAAAGGGUGGGGUUAACAAGUUGACAAAUUUUGGACCCCUAAUUAGAAACAAAUACCUCCAGAACCUCACGCCUUGUCUCAGCCCCGCCACAGAAACCGAGCUCCAAUACUUGCUCUAUCCAUCAGAUAACGGAGACAUCUUCGUAUACCGCGUUACCGACGGGAAGAUGGUGAAAAGACUUAGCCGAGGCCCCAAAACCCCAAGGUCGUGUUGCAUUGAGUACGCCGGCAACCAUUCGGGGACAUACUAUACCGGGAAUCUGGAAGGAGAGAUCAGCACCUGGGGACCUGAGGCUGCCCACCCCAUCAUUGACAACCACGUGCACUAUGAUAAUAACGAGGGAGGUGAGGAUGUGUUGAUCAGGAUUCAAAACGAGAUAGAGGCGCGGCGGAUCCUUGCAGAUUCAGAAUUUUAGGUGAGGAAAAUUAGUAGCUACUAGCUUAUGUCCCUUUACUAUUGAUGUCACAAAUUUCGAUAUAUAUACGAGUAUUGAUAAAUAUAUGCUACUUCUUUUUUUUUCGAUUUAUGUGAGGGACAUCAUAAAG
This is a messenger RNA of Babjeviella inositovora NRRL Y-12698, 1530 nucleotides long. RefSeq lists its product as uncharacterized. Gene Ontology annotation, molecular function: protein binding. Lineage: Eukaryota; Fungi; Ascomycota; Pichiomycetes; Serinales. Bases 48 to 1400 code for a protein of 450 amino acids. Gene Ontology annotation, cellular component: Cul4A-RING E3 ubiquitin ligase complex; nucleotide-excision repair complex. Gene Ontology annotation, biological process: protein polyubiquitination; proteasome-mediated ubiquitin-dependent protein catabolic process; transcription-coupled nucleotide-excision repair. The record is from RefSeq and is a predicted model, not a curated record. The transcript has a single exon.